AUGGGUGAUUCCGAUGAAGAGUACAUCGGGGAAGUUUCUGAGGAUGAGGAUGACAAUAACGUUUUUCGAGGAUCUCGAAGUGAAGGGUCUGCAUCCCGUGCGAAAAGGAGGAAACAGCGUGGAGGAGCUGAGUGGGAAGUUUCGAGAACCUGGGAGACAUUGGUCGAGGGUGCAGAUGGGACGAUUAGCUCGACAGUCGAAGGGCUCCUGGAAGCUGGGAAAAGGAAAAGGCUUCUGAAAGAUACAACCCCUUUGCAACGUGGUAUUAUCCGUCAUCUUAUCUUGAUAAUUGAUCUAUCGCAAUCCAUGACAGAGAAGGAUCUUCGCCCGACAAGAUACCUUCUUACGCUACGGUACGCACAGGAGCUUGUGCGGGAGUUCUUCGAGCAGAAUCCGAUCUCUCAACUUGGGGUCCUUGGGUUAAGGGACGGCCUCGCCAUCCGAAUAAGUGAUUUGAGUGGAAACCCCACGGAACAUAUUAGCGCCAUACAAACCCUGAGAGACCAAGAUCCGAAAGGUCUCCCAAGUUUGCAGAACGGGAUAGAAAUGGCUCGAGGCGCGCUGUUUCAUACACCCAGCCAUGGCACUCGAGAGAUAUUCAUCAUAUUUGGCUCACUUCUUUCGUCUGAUCCUGGAGAUAUUCAUCAAACUAUAGCCAACCUCAUCAAUGAUAAAGUGCGUGUGGGAAUCGUAGGUCUCGCUGCUCAAGUAGCCAUCUGCCGUGAGCUCUGCGCAAAAACGAACGGCGGCGAUGACACUAGAUAUGGGGUGGCACUCAAUGAGCAACAUUUCCGUGAAUUGUUAAUGGACGUAACGACACCUCCAGCCACAUAUUCCCAAAAACAGUCUGCAAGCUCACUCUUAAUGAUGGGGUUUCCAUCUCGCACUGUUGAAACCUCCCCCUCUCUUUGCGCGUGUCAUUCAAAAUCUUCCUGUGGAGGAUACUUGUGCUCACGUUGUAACAGCAAAGUUUGUGGUCUCCCUGCAGAGUGCCCCUCUUGCGGCCUCACUCUAAUUCUGUCCACCCAUCUCGCUCGGUCGUACCAUCAUUUGUUUCCCCUGGUAAACUGGGUAGAGGUUCCCUGGCAAAGGGCUUCUCGCAGUUCGGUAUGCUUUGCCUGCGGUAUAGCUUUUCCUCCAGUACCUCCCAAGGAUCAAUGGCAAACGACAGAAAACCAGGCGAAAGGAAUGAGCGUAAGCAGUCGCUAUGAAUGUACUGUAUGCGAGAAUCAUUUCUGUAUCGAUUGUGACCUUUUUGCCCACGAAGUUGUGCACAAUUGCCCUGGCUGUCAAAGCAAACCUACAUUUCCCAAGAAGGCUGACCUUCUGGGGUGUCAGGCGGGCCUAGGCCUGGAGAUAAUGGAUACUUCGGCAUAG
Messenger RNA from Aspergillus oryzae RIB40, 1377 nucleotides. Its product is annotated as TFIIH/NER complex subunit SSL1. The record is from RefSeq and is a predicted model, not a curated record. Bases 1 to 1377 code for a protein of 458 amino acids. Gene Ontology annotation, biological process: regulation of transcription by RNA polymerase II; nucleotide-excision repair; DNA-templated transcription. Gene Ontology annotation, cellular component: transcription factor TFIIH holo complex; transcription factor TFIIH core complex. The transcript is spliced from 3 exons. Gene Ontology annotation, molecular function: zinc ion binding. Lineage: Eukaryota; Fungi; Ascomycota; Eurotiomycetes; Eurotiales; Aspergillaceae.